GUAAUUUUCAAUUUUUGUCGCGGUAAUUCGCACCGCAUCAAAUCAUACAAAGGCUGUCACGUGAGUCGUCGGCUGCCGCCCUCCGCCAUGUCAUUUGCGCACCGACUGACUACACUCAAGACCCUCGGCGCGCGAGAUUCGGCCGCAGCAUCAUCUUCGUCGACGCAGGCCUCGACGGGCGUGCAAACACGCCCUGGAGGACCUGGUCAGCGCGUCGCGUCGGUCUUGGACAAGAGUAAACCCAGCGUGAUCGACGUCACAUGUCCGACGACCGAGGUCGAGUGGGAAGGUUACCUGUACAAGCAGUCCAAGAUCGUUAAAACGUGGACGCCGCGCUACGUGACCCUCAAGGACGGCUUGAUCAGCUACUACAAGAGCAAGAAGCAUGCGGUCGAGCGCACGCAAAACCGCGGGUCAUGGACCGUGGCCGACGUCCUCAAGACGAUUCCGUCGACGGGGUUUGGUGGGUCCAAGCUACACGCGUCUACGCUCGGAUUUAGCAUCGUCACGACCAACAAUAUGGUCUUGCAUUUCGUGGCGAUCAGUCCCACCGAGCGAGGAAUGUGGAUGCACAUGCUGCAAAAGUGCUGUGCGACGGCGAAGAUCCAAGCGAACGUGGCUGUCGGGCUCGAAGAGGCUAGUCGACCUAGCGAAAGCUUCUUUCACUUGGACCAUACGGACUCGUCCGUCUUGCUUUACGCCAAGCUCGUCCACGUCCUGUCUGACACCAGUGUGCCCGACCUCAUGGACGCCCUGCCGUUCUUUAUCCAGCACUUGAGCCAGGACAUCGAGCUCAAAUUCAACUUCGACCCGUUCGACGCAGCCAAGUACGCGUUCUGCCAUGGCGUGUACUAUGCGCGCGAAGGAUUUGUCCAUUUUGUGUCGCUUUUCCGGCAGUGCUUCGCCCUCGUCGAAUCCGCCACGAAUGCACCAACGUUAACGUCCAAGGACCCGGACAUCAUCGAACUCGUUGGUGGCCAGCUCAUCACGCGGCUCAGCUCCAAGGAAUCUAUUCCCGGACGGCUCCACGUCCGCUUCAACUUUUCGCCGUCCGGCCGCAUUUCGCGCCUCAGCGUUUACUUCAAGCAGGACAAGUCGCAGGCGCCCGUGCCGACGUCUCGCGGCCGCAGCCGCACGCUGUACACUCUCGAGUCGCACCCGCAGAAUUUUCACCUCUGCUACAAAACAAAGCGGUCGUUGCUGCUGAGCUUUCGCGACUUGUCCAUCCUUGGCGUCCUCGGCCAAGGUGGGUUUGGCACGGUCGUGCUGGUGCAGCGCAAGUCGCUGCAUGAUGAAGAAUUGUUUGCAAUUAAAGUCGUGGAAAAGAGCCAAGGCAGUGCGAGCGCUCUCAAGGAGCGGCGCAUUCUGUCGACGCUGCGCCACCCGUUUUUGGCAAGACUCCGGUUUGCCUUUCAAACGCAGUCCAAGCUGUUCUUGGGCCUCGACUUUUACACGGGAGGCAACCUGUACUACCACAUGCACGCCGCGACCAUGUCGGACGGCACGUGCGUCGAAACGAGCGGCGGAAAGCGCUUGGCAAAUCGAUCGUUCUUCCCGACCACGAUAGCAUGGCCUCGAAUAAUCGUUGGCAGAUGUGGCUGCAUUCGAUUGCCAUGGGGAGCGUUGAUAGCGUUUUGCCAUCGCAACCAUUGUGUGCAUGACGAUGACGACGUGAUGGUGGUAGGUUGGCCAUCGAACGCGCGCGAUUCUACGCGGCCGAGCUCGCGCUGGCGUUCGCGUACUUGCACACGCACGGGAUCAUUUACCGCGACUUGAAGCCCGACAACAUCAUGCUCGACCAGGAAGGUCACAUUCGCCUCGUCGACUUUGGCAUAUCCAAGCAACUGUUCCAGGAAGAGUCGACGGGGACGUUGGCCGGUUCCCCCGCAUACAUUGCGCCCGAGGUGCGACUUUUGUCCGUGGCUGGCUGACCCGCCUCGCGCUGCUUUAGCAACUGAGCACGCAAAACCCGACGUACGGGUACGCCGCCGACUGGUGGAGUUGGGGCGUGAUGCUGUACGAGAUGCUGUACGGGUCGACGCCCUUCCACGACCACAACGUAUCGGUCAUGUAUCGAAAGAUCACGGAAGCCGACGUCAUAUAUGCCAACCACUUCAAUUUGGACUCGGACGCAGUGGACUUGCUGCAGCACGUGCUCGUGCGCGACCCGUCGACGCGACUCACGUUUGCGCAAAUCCAAGCGCAUCCGUUCUUUGCAACCAUCGACUGGGUCCUUCUCCUCCAGAAGCAAGUGCCGCCGCCGUACGUCCCGCUCUCCCGCGACGUGUUUGACCAUGUGUCGCAACACUUUCGAAAAAUGAACGUCAACUCGCUCGACGACACGCCGUGCAUUGGCGUCCCGCCGCCGUCCAAAGGCGGCGUCGCUGCCCACGACCACCACUUUGACGAGUUUAGCUUUUGCUACGAACGACGGGGCGUGCGCGACGAAGCGUACAACUUGAUGAUUCAAGUCAAAGAAACGUUUUCGAGCGACGAUCGUCCGCCGAUCCCGACGCUGCUGGAACACCAGACGUCCGAGGACCUCCACGACGACGAUGACGGAACCGACAUGGACCCAGAAGUGAACUUGGUCAUCUCUGAGAUCUCGGACUUUGCCCACGACGACGUGGAAAGCAGCGAGGAAGUGGACGAGAGUUAGACGACGCGGCGACCAAUGCAGGACGUGGACGUGGCUACAUUUAUAUAAUACACGAUGUCUCACGA
This is a messenger RNA of Aphanomyces invadans, 2724 nucleotides long. RefSeq names its product AGC protein kinase, variant 3. Bases 88 to 1776 code for a protein of 562 amino acids. Gene Ontology annotation, molecular function: ATP binding; protein serine/threonine kinase activity. NCBI's taxonomy places the organism in Eukaryota, Oomycota, Saprolegniomycetes, Saprolegniales, Verrucalvaceae. The transcript has 9 exons. Gene Ontology annotation, biological process: protein phosphorylation. The record is from RefSeq and is a predicted model, not a curated record.